This is a messenger RNA of Puccinia graminis f. sp. tritici CRL 75-36-700-3, 321 nucleotides long. RefSeq lists its product as uncharacterized. The coding region runs from base 1 to 321 and encodes 106 amino acids. The transcript has 2 exons. NCBI's taxonomy places the organism in Eukaryota, Fungi, Basidiomycota, Pucciniomycetes, Pucciniales, Pucciniaceae. The record is from RefSeq and is a predicted model, not a curated record.
AUGGGCCGCAAAGAAGCCUGCAAAAUCUUGAACCUAAAAAGAAACUUCCAUCCAAGGGGCCCAGCUUCUGAGGCUGAACCCAGCGGCGGCUUGCGACAAUUGUACAAUUCAACUUCCUCGACGAAUCUCACCUGUUCCCGAGUUCCUGGAAGUUCUCCGAGUGACCCGAAAUCUCGCCCAAUACACCGAUUCGUGUUCACAACUUACAAAUGUCUGUUUUGGAGCAGACCCAAAAACCUUGUAUUGGAACUGGAAUACCAACUCCGGACCAAGGUCCAAGGCAAAGACCCCAACAAAAUCCAGACCCAAUACAAAUUAUAA